Molecule: messenger RNA, 3540 nt
Organism: Chenopodium quinoa (quinoa)
Lineage: Eukaryota; Viridiplantae; Streptophyta; Magnoliopsida; Caryophyllales; Amaranthaceae
Product: probable leucine-rich repeat receptor-like protein kinase At5g49770
Exons: 19
Coding region: 41-2959 (972 amino acids)
Biological process (GO): protein phosphorylation
Molecular function (GO): ATP binding; protein binding; protein kinase activity
Source: RefSeq, a predicted model, not a curated record
UUCCUAAAUACAAAGUUAUAGUGCUUAUAUUUAUUCUGCAAUGUGCAAUUUGAUGCUGUAUAGUUUCAUUCUGUCAAUUGUAUCAACUAAACUUGGAGCAAUGAAUCCUGUUAUAGUAUUUUGUCUGCUUUUUUUGAGCACUCGAAUUUCAAUCACAAAGUCGGACACAAAUAGUAAUGAUGUUACUGCUAUAAUGUCUUUGAAGGCACUCUGGCAAAAUGUGCCACCAUCUUGGAGUGGUUUUCCUGACCCAUGUGGCCGUCGCUGGCAAGGAAUUAUAUGCAAUGGCUCCCGAGUUAUUGCUAUAACAUUAGCAAGCAUGAAGCUGGAAGGCAGACUUUCAGGUGAUAUCCAGGAAUUAACCGAACUACAAAUACUUGAUUUGUCCUAUAAUAAAGGAUUGUCAGGACCUCUCCCUUCAGCAAUUGGGAAAUUAACAAAGCUCACAAACCUGAUCUUGGUUGGCUGCAAUUUCAAUGGACAACUUCCAGAUACUAUAGGCUCUCUGUCACAGCUGAGAUUCUUAUAUAUGAAUUCUAAUAGCUUCAGUGGGAGAAUACCAAAUUCAAUCGGCAAUCUUUCUAAACUCUAUUGGCUGGAUUUAGGUGAAAACAAGCUUACUGGAACUUUACCCGUUUCCAAUGGGACUACACCUGGUUUGGACAUGCUGGUCAAUACUAAACAUUUCCACUUUGGAAGAAACCAACUCUCAGGUUCCAUUCCACCUCAAUUGCUUCACGAAAAUAUGACUAUCCUUCAUUUACUUUUGGAUAACAAUCAGCUUACUGGCAACAUACCGUCAACACUAGGUCUAGUUAAAACAUUGGAGGUGGUACGGCUUGAUUGGAAUUCUAUCAGUGGGUCUGUCCCUUCAAACAUUAGCAAUCUUACUAGUGUUACUGAUUUGCUAUUUUCUAACAACCAGUUGACAGGCCUUAUGCCAAACCUUACUGGCAUGAGCUCUCUGAAUUACUUGGAUAUAAGCAAUAAUAGUUUUGAAGCCUCGGACUUCCCUUCAUGGAUCACUGCGUUGUCUUCGUUAACAGAUUUAAUAAUGGAAGGAACUCAAAUUCAAGGCAUGGUUCUUGAUACUUUAUUCAGCCUUCCUCACUUGCAACAAGUCUUUUUGAAAAAGAACGGCCUAGAUGGCAGGUUGGACAUUGGUGAAGCUCACAGCACAGAACUUCGGAUCAUUGACAUGCAAAACAACAACAUUUCUGCUUACACUCAUAGACCUGGAGAUAAUAGUUUCCAACUAAUUCUUAUUGAAAACCCAGUUUGUGAUGAAACUACUGACCUGCAGAGUUACUGUGGAAUCACUCAGGAGUCGAAACCCUCGUAUACUACACCUCAGAACUGUGCCCGUGUUGCUUGUAAUGCAAACGAAUUUUCCAGCCCUAACUGUAAAUGUGCUAAUCCAUACACAGGAAAUUUUGUAUUCAGAGCCCCACACUUUUCAAACUUGCAAAACUUCAGUUACUAUACAGCUUUGGAGCAAAAACUAAUGGAUACUUUUAACUCUUAUAAACUUCCUGUUGAUUCAGUUUCCCUCAGUAAUUUAAGUAGAGAUACAUCAAAUUACCUUGGUAUCACAUUGCAAAUAUUUCCCCUAGAUCAAGGCCGGUUUAAUAGGACAGCCAUUUCCAUUUUAGGCUUUUUGCUUAGCAACCAGACAUUCAAGCCACCUCCAAUUUAUGGAACAUGCUAUUUUACAGCUAAUGAGUAUACAAUCUUUGCAGAUGAACCUGCAUCCAAACAAAAGAAGGCGCUCAGUAUGGCUGCUAUCAUUGGAAUUGCUGCUGUAGGAUCCUCUAGUCUGCUAAUAUUACUGUGUGCUGGAAUUACCAUUUGUUACUGUCGGAAGAGACCUGCAAAAUCUGAGGAGCCAACUUAUCCCUUAGGUAUUACACCAGUCUCACCUUGGACAUCACCUGGAAUCAACACUAGCCCAUUACAACUGUCAGGAUCGAGGUUGUUUACACUGGAUGAGGUAAAAAAGAUCACUGAUAAUUUUGCAGCAGCAAAUGACAUUGGGUCAGGAGCCUUUGGGAAGGUAUAUAGAGGGAUGCUUGUAGAUGGACAGCUAGUUGCAGUAAAAAGAGCAAAUCAUGAAUCAAGGCAUGGUGGUAAUCAAUUCAGAGCUGAAAUAGAGCUUCUGACGCGAGUUCAUCAUACAAACCUUGUCAGGCUGUUGGGUUUCUGUAUAGAAAAAGGAGAGCUAAUACUAGUCUAUGAGUAUGUUCCAAAUGGCAACUUGAAAGAGAGUUUAUCAGGAAAGUCGGGAGUACGACUAGACUGGAAGAGGAGAAUCAAGGUAGCUCUUGGUACAGCAAGGGGUUUAUCUUACUUGCAUCAACUAGCCAACCCGCCAAUUGUACACAGAGACAUCAAGUCAAACAACAUCCUUCUUGAUGAAAACUUGAAUGCAAAAGUUUCUGAUUUUGGUCUGUCAAAACCUCUGAUUGAUGUUGGAAAGAGUCACAUCACCACUGAAGUGAAAGGGACAAUGGGAUACUUGGAUCCUGAAUAUUACUAUACCCAAAAGCUGAACGAGAAGAGUGAUGUAUACAGUUUUGGAGUACUAAUGCUCGAGGUGAUAACAGGAAAAUCACCACUAGUUAGAGGAAAAUACGUAGUAAGUGAAGUAAAGAAUGUCAUUGACAGAACACAGGAUCUAUACGGUCUUCAUGAAGUUCUCGACUCAGGUAUUAUAUUCAGCACUUCACUGAAAGGCAUUGAAAAGUACGUCGAUUUGGCACUGAGGUGUGUGGAAGAAUCGGGUACUAAUCGCCCUGACAUGGGAGAGGUGGUGAAACAGCUUGAGGACAUAUUAGAGAUGGCUGGUUUGAAUCCUUACAUUGAUUCAGGAGGAAGUUCAGGGACAUUUGAUCAGCGGAAUGUUCGACAUUUUUAUAGGGAUGAAUCCUUGUACAGUCAUAAUGGAGCACUCCCACGUUGAGUUGAAGUUCUCUGUAUUGGGAGCUUUUCAUUAGAGUUUAUAUUGUUGUUUGUGUUAAGAUAAUAUGUUUAAAACAGUAAUAUUUAAUUAUUUGUUAAUAAUCAUUGAACAUCAUAUUGUAAUAAAUCAAAAUAUAAUAGACACUACAAUACAUUGGAUAUUACUAGAACUAGGGGUGUCAAUUCGGAUGUCUCGAUUGAGUUUGGUGAGGCUGGGUCAAUUUUUAAGAUAGAGUUAUGCUAAAUUAUUUUUAUGUCCAUGUGAGUCGAAAUCUGAAUCAAAUAUUUUUCGAGUCGGUUUUGAAUUGGGUCGGGUUGGGUGUGGCUUUGACACCUCUAACUAGAACUAGGAAGUUGAUAGCUUGGCAUAUUGUAAUCACACCAUAACCAAACCGGAACGGAUACUGAAAUCAAAGAUUUUUGUGGAUUUCCCUAAAAGGCUGGAAAUACGAUUUAAUUUAGUCAUCUGCGAGUAGUUUGUUGGACAAUUUUAGAUUAUUUGGGCUAACUGUUGCUUGAAAUUUCUUACUCCGUUCUUUUUAAUUGCACAUGUUUUACUCUUGUCAAUAAAGUUGCCAAUGC